Molecule: messenger RNA, 2263 nt
Organism: Acanthoscelides obtectus
Lineage: Eukaryota; Metazoa; Arthropoda; Insecta; Coleoptera; Chrysomelidae
Source: the annotation of a GenBank genome assembly
AUAGCUUUUGCAGCAUAUGCACCUAUAGUGAUGAGGCUGCCAUUGACCACACACGACAGUAGCUUCCUUUGGUACUCAGUGUCAUCAUUUCUUUGACGUGGGUUCUUCGUACUGUCCCUUCGAUAGGCGGUGAAGUCAGGCGCUUUACAAUCUCUAUAGGUAAAUCGUCUGGAUAGCAAUUCUGAAACCAGAUACACAUGUUAUGUAUUCUAAAUGAUUCAUGAAUCCUCUGAAUACCCCCUGAACCUAAAAUGGAGGAAGUGAUUAUAACUUGUAAAGUAUUUAAUUUAGCAUUGAAACAUCCUGGCCAACUAGUCCUGGUUAGUUAAAUGUCAAAGACGUAAACAAAUAUUAUACUCUGGAAAAUUCAAAUAUUUAAAAAGUACUAAAUAUAAUUAUGAGUAAACGGAAAGCUACUUCAAGCGAAAGCAAUCCCAAUCAUGACUUCUGUGAAUUUUUAGAAGAGCUGUCAGAAUAUGAAAAGAACGUUUCGCGAAACAUCCACAAAUACAAUGCUUAUAGAAAAGCAGCAUCAGUUUUGGCCCAACACCCAACACGCAUCACUUCGGGCGACGAGGCUAAAAAACUAAAAGGAAUUGGUGAAAAAAUUGCAAAGAAGAUUGACGAAUAUUUGGCCACUGGCAAAUUGCGUAAACUUGAAAAUAUUCACAGUGAUGCAAAAAGUAUGGCGAUAAAUCUUCUUAGCAGGGUGAGUGGCAUAGGGCCUGCCAAAGCCCAAAGCUUGGUGGAUGAUGGUAUUAUGACUAUAGAUGAUUUGAAAAAGCAUACUGACAAAUUAACUCAUCAUCAAAUUAUCGGAUUGAAAUACUUUGAAGAUUUUGAGGAAAAAAUUCCUAGAUCAGAAAUCGAACAAAUAGAACAAGUGAUCAAGAAAGUACUCUAUAAUUUAGACUCAGAAUAUGAAGUGACUAUAUGUGGCAGUUAUAGGAGAGGGAGGCAAGAAAGUGGUGAUAUUGACACUUUGAUAACUCAUAGAGAUCUUUACGGUUGCAGAAUUGACAAAAAGCACAAGAGUAAUAUGUUAAAAAAUAUUGUGAAGGUUUUGGAAAAAUGUGAAUUGGUGAAAGAAACACUUUCUCUAGGGGAAACAAAGUUUAUGGGGGCAUGCCAACUUAAAGGCCAUCCAAUGAGAAGACUAGACAUUCGGUUGAUACCACAUGACCAGUAUUAUUGUGCUGUACUAUAUUUUACUGGCUCUAAUAUUUUCAAUCAAAAUAUGCGAGCGCAUGCACAAGAGCAUGGUUUUACACUUAACGAGUAUUCACUGCGGCCUGUUGGCAUCACAGGUAAAAGAAAUUAAUGGCACAAAAAUCAUUAUCAUAUUUUUGGAGAUCCUGCAGAGGUGUAAGGAGAGGGUUUGCAGUGCUCGCUUAAAAAUUGUUCGGGACCCGGUCAUAUUUCGACAACUUAUUGAUACACGAUUUUUCCAUAUAGUUUGGAAAGGGGCUGCAAUAUUUCCCAAGAAUACCUUAAAUGCAUUAUGAAAUCCACAUACGUUUUUUGAAUUCUCCAUAAUUUUUGGCAGUUGUGAAAUAUCUUUUGUAUCAAAAUAGUUAAAAAUUCGAUGUUUGAUUUUUUUUGAUAAGGAAGAAUUGAUGAAAUUUUGAAAUACAGAAACAAUCUUUUGAUUGCUGGACACGUGUUUGACAAUGUCUGCUCUUGAAUCGUGUCGCCUACUUUGGUGAAGGAAGCGAAACAAUCAGCAACAUCUAAAAAAUUAAGUUUCGGUUUCCAGGUAAUUUUGGUUUUCACCAUUUCAAUUCAAGGAUUUAGAAUAGUGUUGGUAGGUAUAGCGAAUUCAUCAGCUUGAUAAGUCUCACAAAUUUGCUUCUUUUAGAUAAUGGUUCAUAAAUAAGCAUGUGUUCCAUAAGCAAAUACUAUGAAAAUAUCCUCUGGAAAUUGAUUACAGGUGUACCUGGUGAACCCGUGGAAAUAAAUGCGGAAGAAGAUGUUUUUGACUACAUCGAUUAUCCUUAUAAAAAACCGGAAAAUAGAGACAGUUAAAUGAUGUUGAUAUAUCAUUCGAAUUCUAUGUACCUUGAUCUUUUGUUUUGUUUUUAAAAACAUAUUUAAUGUUAAAUAAAGAUUAAUUGAUCCUAUAGCAUGUGGAGAUUAGAUUGUUUAUACAAUAUUCAUGGAUUAAACUCGAUUUUAAGUAAACAGAAAUGCGAUAUCAUCUGUUUGAUGCGAUGCAGGAAGUUCAAUGCAUACUCAAAUAUUAGUUGAUAAAAAUAAAACUUCU